AUGGGCGGUGAAGAGAGAGAGUUAGGAGAAGGAAGCAACGUAAAAGCAAACGCGAAGAGAAGAAGAAGGACAUGGCUGAAGAGGAAAGAGAAAUGGCUUGUAGUACUUGGCGUUGUUCUGCACGCCGUUUAUAUGCUCAGCAUUUUCGACAUCUACUUCAAGUCCCCCAUUGUUCAUGGCAUGGAUCUCGUUACCCCUCGUUUCAAAGCCCCUGCAAAACGCCUCGUUUUACUCGUCGCUUUUGAGCCUGUGCUGCAGCUGAUGGUCUGCGAGCUGACAAAUUCUUCGAGUCCGAUUCUGAAGGAAAGUUCAGAGCUCCAUUUUUAA
Messenger RNA from Prunus armeniaca (apricot), 327 nucleotides. Lineage: Eukaryota; Viridiplantae; Streptophyta; Magnoliopsida; Rosales; Rosaceae. The record is from the annotation of a GenBank genome assembly.